AUGGGGAGCGGCGCUGGGGAGUGGGGCUGGGCUGAGAGGCGGCGAGCGCUCUUUCCCUUUCUGCUGUCAUUGUUCGGCCUGGCGCUCUCGGAGCAGAUCCACUACAGGAUUCCCGAGGAAAUGCCCAAGGGCUCGGUGGUGGGGAACCUGGCCAAGGACCUGGGGCUCGGUGUGCACGAGUUACCGACUCGAAAACUGCGGGUCAGUUCGGAGAAGCCUCACUUCACUGUGAGCGCAGAGAGUGGCGAGUUACUUGUGAGCAGCAGGGUAGACCGGGAGCAGAUAUGCGGGAAGAAGGCGGCCUGUGCUCUGGACUUUGAGGCUGUUGCUGAAAAUCCGUUAAACUUUUACCACGUGAAUGUGGAGAUCGAGGAUGUCAAUGACCACACACCAAAAUUCAUGCAAAACGCCUUUGAACUUCAAAUAAGCGAAUCCACAAAGCCUGGCACACGAUUUAUUUUAGGAUCUGCCCAUGAUGCAGAUAUAGGUACCAACUCUCUACAGAAUUAUCAGCUCAGCCCCAACGAUCAUUUCACACUCGUGAAUAAAGAGAAAUUAGAUGGAAGUAAAUAUCCGGAGCUGAUACUGAAGACACCUUUAGAUCGAGAAGAACAGAAAUCCUACCGCUUGACCUUAACUGCCUUGGACGGUGGUGAUCCACCCCUAACCAGCACCGCACAGAUACAGAUCCUAGUGACUGACGCCAACGAUAACCCCCCGGUGUUCAGCCAAGAUAUAUAUCGGGUGGGUCUACGGGAAAACUUGUCCCCAGGCACUACUGUGCUUCGCGUGAUGGCUACCGAUCAGGACGAAGGUGUCAAUGCAGAGAUCACCUUCUCUUUCAGCGAAGCAGACCAGAUCACCCAGUUUGAUGUGGAUCCAAGUACUGGGGUAAUUACUCUUCUAAGUACGUUAGAUUUUGAAGAAGUCAAAGACUAUUCCAUGGUUUUAGAAGCAAGGGAUGGUGGAGGAAUGGUUGCGCAAUGUACAGUGGAGGUAGAAGUCCUAGAUGAAAACGACAACGUCCCGGAAGUGAUAGUCCAAUCUCUAACCGACUUAGUUAUGGAAGACACUGAGCUAGGAACCUAUAUUGCUUUGCUCAAAGUACGUGACAAGGAUUCUGGAGACAAUGGAGAAGUUUCUUGUAAGUUAGAAGGUGAUGUUCCGUUUAAAAUACUCACUUCUUCAAGGAACACGUACAAGUUAGUGACAGACGGGGAUUUAGACCGAGAACAGACCCCAGAGUACAACGUCACCAUAACAGCCACUGACAGAGGCAAGCUGCCACUAUCCUCCAGCACAAGCAUCACCUUACACAUCGGGGAUGUCAAUGACAACGCUCCGGUGUUCCUUCAGGCCUCUUAUGCUGUCCACGUGGCUGAGAACAACCCUCCUGGCGCCUCUAUCGCUCAAGUUAGCGCCUAUGACCCUGACUUGGGACUAAAUGGCCUAGUGUCUUAUGCUAUCGUGGCCAGUGACCUGGAACCUCGGGCGCUGUCCUCCUACGUGUCUGUGAGCGAGCAGAGUGGAGUGGUGUUCGCGCAGCGCGCCUUCGACCACGAGCAGCUGCGCGCCUUCGAGCUGACGCUGCAGGCGCGUGACCAGGGCUCGCCCGCGCUCAGCGCCAAUGUGAGCCUGCGCGUGUUGGUGGACGACCUCAACGACAACGCGCCGAAAGUACUGUACCCGGCGCUGGGACCCGACGGCUCUGCACUCUUCGACACAGUACCGCGUGCCGCACAGCCGGGCUAUCUGGUCACCAAGGUGGUGGCGGUGGACGCAGACUCUGGGCACAACGCCUGGCUAUCCUACCACGUGCUACAGGCCAGCGAGCCCGGACUCUUCAGCCUGGGGCUGCGCACGGGUGAGGUGCGCACAGCACGCGCCUUGGGCGACAGGGACGCAGCCCGCCAGCGCCUGCUGGUCGCUGUGCGCGAUGGAGGACAACCGUCCCUCUCAGCCACAGCCACGCUACACCUGGUCUUCGCAGACAGCCUGCAGGAGGCGCUGCCAGACCUCAGCGAUCUUCCUGCACCCCCUGACGCCCAGGCGGAGCUGCAAUUUUAUCUGGUGGUGGCUUUGGCCUCGAUCUCCGUGCUUUUCCUCCUGGCGGUGAUUCUAGCCAUCGCCCUGCGCCUGCGUCGCUCCUCCAAUACCGCUGCCUGGAAUUGCUUUCAGCCUGGCUUUUGCUCUAAAUCUGGACCCGUGGUUCCUCCUAACUACAGUGAGGGGACUUUGCCUUAUUCUUACAAUCUGUAUGUUGAGCAGAUGGGAAAGACAGAAUUUAACUUCCUGAAAUAUAACGAGCAAUUGAAUUCAGGACAAGACAUAGUUUGCAGUGAUUCUCCAGGGGCCUUAUAUCCACUUAGUUCAAAUGAGUCAACUUCUCAUCCUGAGACUCUAAUGCCGGUGAGUUUCAUCUAA
Orycteropus afer afer is the source of this 2424-nucleotide messenger RNA. RefSeq names its product protocadherin gamma-B4-like. The record is from RefSeq and is a predicted model, not a curated record. NCBI's taxonomy places the organism in Eukaryota, Metazoa, Chordata, Mammalia, Tubulidentata, Orycteropodidae. Gene Ontology annotation, biological process: homophilic cell-cell adhesion. Gene Ontology annotation, cellular component: plasma membrane. The transcript has a single exon. The coding region runs from base 1 to 2424 and encodes 807 amino acids. Gene Ontology annotation, molecular function: calcium ion binding.